Vigna umbellata (rice bean) is the source of this 330-nucleotide messenger RNA. Lineage: Eukaryota; Viridiplantae; Streptophyta; Magnoliopsida; Fabales; Fabaceae. The record is from RefSeq and is a predicted model, not a curated record.
GCUAGUAAGAGAUUCAGCAGAGACAUGGCUAAUGAAGAUGAACCCAAUAACCACCUCUUGGGCAUCAGAAAUCUCUCUCAUAAGACUUUCCUUCAUAGCGAUGCACUCUAUCAGUACAUACUUGAAACCAGUAUUUAUCCAAGAGAGCACGAGUGCUUGAAGGAGAUCCGCGAGAUGACAGAAAAACACCCUCGGAACAUAAUGGCUACACCACCAGACGAAGGACAAUUUCUGAGCAUGCUUAUUAAGCUCAUUAAUGCCAAGAACACCUUGGAAAUUGGUGUAUACACCGGUUACUCUUUAAUAUUGGGGAAAAAAUUGCUUUGGUGA